This is a messenger RNA of Syzygium oleosum, 1815 nucleotides long. RefSeq names its product beta-amyrin 28-monooxygenase-like. The record is from RefSeq and is a predicted model, not a curated record. Gene Ontology annotation, molecular function: iron ion binding; monooxygenase activity; heme binding. Bases 58 to 1473 code for a protein of 471 amino acids. The transcript has 3 exons. NCBI's taxonomy places the organism in Eukaryota, Viridiplantae, Streptophyta, Magnoliopsida, Myrtales, Myrtaceae. Gene Ontology annotation, biological process: sterol metabolic process.
CUCCACUCUCAUCCUUAGUCUAUCUUUUUCUUGCCGAAUUAUCAGAGAAGAACCGAAAUGGAUUUCUAUGUCACCUGCCUCCUCUACCUCUCUCUUUCUCUUCUCUUCUUCGUGUUUUGGAAGAAGCGCGUCACUCCUCGCCUCCCACCCGGAACGAAAGGAUGGCCUGUCCUCGGCGAGACGCUAGAAUUCAUGGCCGCCGGAAGGAGCGGCUGUCCCGAGAAAUUCGUGAACGAUCGCACCACCAAGUACUCGUCGGAUGUCUUCCGGACCAACUUGUAUGGGGAGGACAUGGCCUUGUUCUGCAGCGCCUCCGGCAACAAGUUCCUGUUCUCCGGCGAUAACAAGUACAUCACCUCCUGGUGGCCCGAAUCCAUGAUAAAGAUCGGCUUGUUUCAGGAAACCCUAAAGAAGUUGGAUGCAAAGAAAAAGCGCAGCUUCUUGUCGGAGUUCCUGAAGCCCGAAGCCCUCCAACAUUACAUACCCGUCAUGGACUCCAUGACUAGGGACCACUUGGCGACGGAUUGGUCUCCACAUAAGGAAGUGCAGGUCUUUCCUCUCUCAAAGAGCUAUACCUUCGCUUUGGCGUGUCGCUUGUUCAUGAACAUCAGAGAUCCCAAGAUUGUGUCGAAGUUCGCCAACUCGUUUGCUCGAGUCGCUCCCGGGUUCAUGGCGGUGCCAAUAAAUAUCCCGGGCACGCCAUUCAACAGAGCAAUGGAAGGAGGAAAAGUCAUGAGGCAAGAGCUCUUGAACAUAAUUAGGCGAAGGAAGAUGGAGAUUUCGGAGGGCAAAGACGCGAAUGCGAGGGACCUCUUGUCUCGAUCGCUUCUUGAAGGAGACGACGACGGGACCAUUUUCUACGAGAUGGACGCUUCCAACAAGAUCAUGGGAUUGCUCAUUGCGAGUCACGACACCACGAGCACUUCAAUCACAGCCAUAGUGAAUUAUUUGGCUCAGUUUCCCCACAUCUAUGAGCGGGUUCAUCAAGAACAAAUGGAGAUAGCCAAAUCCAAGGGUCCAGAUGAACUUCUCAACUGGGAGGACGUCCAGAAGAUGAAGUAUUCGUGGAACGUGCUCUGCGAGUCGAUGAGAUUGUUGCCGCCUGCACAAGGGGCGUAUAGAGAGGCAACGACAGAUUUCACUUUCGCCGGUUAUACAAUUCCAAAGGGAUGGAAGACAUUUUGGACGGUGCACUCCACGCACAAGAACCCCAGGUAUUUCCCUGAUCCGGAGAAGUUCGAUCCCUCGAGAUUCGAAGGAAACGGGCCUGCACCUUUCACCUUCGUUCCCUUCGGAGGCGGACCUCGCAUGUGCCCUGGAAAAGAGUACGCGCGGCUCGAAAUACUCGUUUUCAUGCACAAUCUGGUGACCAAGUUCAAGCUCGAGAAGGUCAUACCAGACGAGAAAUUUAUCUAUAAUCCGUCGCCGGUUCCCGUCGAAGGUCUUCGGAUUCGCCUACUACCCUACAACUAGAUAUCUUCCAGCUAUUCAUAUGAUUUACAGGGCUUAUCGAAACUUGGUCACGAGUACUCAGAUCAUAAUAAGUAUGAUUUCAAGACUUAACUCCGGCAACCGCAGCGCAAAAUAACAUGUGGAGCGUCCAGCGAUCACCGGUGCUCUCUGCAGCCGUUUUGCCCCGCUCCGGCAUAGCUUCGACCUCCGCCUUCAGCACGUAUGCCAUCUUACCUUCGUUUUUUUGGUAUUUGAUGUUUGUGCAUGUUCAUUUCAGCUCACAAUAAUUCUGGUGCACUUGACCGCUUAUUGCUCACCCUGUGAAGUCUGGACGCCACAAAGUACGAAAAGAUCUUAUCAUCA